ACUCGAAACGACUCUUGUCAACCUGUCUCUCUUGUCCUCCAUCCGUUUAAGACAAGUGGAAAUAUUUAACGACUAUUCAUGGAUGAAUUUGUUGAAUAGUGCUCUACAGGAUUUAACUUGACGUGUCGCCAUGUUUUCAUUUGUCACUUUCAACAGUUAAAUGGGAUUAAAUUUACAAGACGGCUCAGCUCAUUUUUCUUCCCGCAAAGCUCGCUAACUCAGUCAGGUGGCCGGUUAUUCAGUGAACCGAAACUGCCUGCUUUGUUUGACUUUUUCAUACAUGAGAUGGCGGGUGUGACACUUCAGAUUGGUUCCUUGCGGGGCCUGGCCGAGGGCGAUCUCCUGGACCCAGCGUUUCAGCAGCGGCUGGAGGAUGCGCGUGCCCUGCUGAGGCAGGAGAUCCAGCGCGAGCUGAAGAUCAAGGAGGCAGCAGGGCGGAUGCGGCAGGCUGUCACCAACAAAAAAAGUGCCGCUGAUGUGGAGGGCCAGCUGCGUGCCUCCAGUCGCAAGCUGGAGCAGCUCCAUUGGGAGCUCCAGGAGCUGAAUGCACUCGCAAUGGCCACGGAAAAAGAGACCGCCACGGAUACUGCCACAUCUCCGGAUCCCUGCCACUGGGAAGACGCUACAUCUCCGCUGGCCAGUCGCAUCCGCACUCUGCGGAAACAGCUCACCAUGGAGCUGAAAGUGAAGCAAGGAGCCGAGAACAUCAUCCAGACGUAUGCAAACAGCUCGGUCAAGGAUCGAAAGAUGCUGUCCACAGCCCAGCAAAUGCUGCAGGAUAGCCGGACCAAAAUUGAGCUGCUGCGCAUGCAGAUUGUGAAAGUGACCCAGGCCAGAGAGGGAGAGCGAGAGGCCACAGACCAAGAUGGCCGGCCCUCUGAGACCAUCAGUCCCCUGGAGCUGAGGAUGGAGGAGCUCAGGCACCACCUGAGAAUUGAGGCUGCAGUAGCAGAAGGGGCCAAGAACGUGGUGAAGCAGCUCGGGGGACGCAGAGUUCAGGACCGCCGUGCACUGGCUGAGGCCCAAGCCCGUUUGCAGGAGUCCUCUCAGAAGUUGGAUCUUCUGCGUCUGUCUUUGGAGCAAAGGCUUGGAGAACUCCCCCAUGACCAUCCUAAACGAGGGGCCAUUAAAGAAGAGUUGACUGUUGGUGCCUCUCCCACUGUAGGCCUGCAGAAGGAGCGACAACACUCUUCAUCCUCUGCAUCCUCCUCAUCGUUCUUCAAACCAGCCAGCCUUACAGGUCGGCUGGAGGUUAGGUUGAUGGGUUGUCAGGAUCUGUUGGAGUCUGUGCCAGGCCGUUGCCGUAUGUCAUGUACCUCCACUCCCGGUAGCCCCUCUGAGGCCAAGUCCCUGAGGAUGCGGACUGGCCUGUCCACACGCAGCACCAAUGGCAAGACGGCCAAGACCGACGAUCUGUCCACGGAGAUCAGCGCAGUGUUGAAGGUGGAUAACCGGAUGGUGGGCCGCACACAUUGGAGGCCUGUGGGUAAAGAGGCUUGGGAUCAGAGCUUCAGCAUCGAACUGGAGCGGUCACGGGAGCUGGAGAUUGGAGUGUACUGGCGAGACUGGAGGGCCCUGUGUGCCGUAAAGUUCCUUCGUCUGGAGGACUUCUUGGAUAACCAGCGGCAUGGAAUGUGUCUUUACUUGGAGCCACAAGGCACACUGUUCACAGAGGUGAGGUUCAUCAACCCGGUCAUUGAGCGGCACCCAAAACUACAGAGACAGAAGCGUAUAUUUCCCAAAGAGAAAGGUAAAAACUUCCUGCGGGCGGCACAGAUGAACAUGAACUUUGCCACGUGGGGGCGCCUGAUGAUGAGCGUUUUGCCACCCUGCAGCAGCACCAUCACAGCCAUGAGCCCACCACUGGCCGCCUCUGACUUGCCCUCCCCCCCGUUGCCUGUUGGGCCUGACCCCACUUCGCCACCGUCUAAGGAGAAAACUUCCAUAUCCACCCCUCCUCCUCCAGGAGACUCAGCAGUUGUCAAGCUGAACUUCAGCGAGGAGCGACCUCCUAAACCCCCACGCCUCUACCUGACGAAGACCCCCUCAUCAGACGGCCCAGUGUCCAUGAACUCCAAAGGGAAUUCUUGUGAAGAUCCCAAAAACAGAGCCGUGCAUCAGCCCGCACCUAAAAAAAAGGAGUGGCUUCACAUGGAGGAUUUCAACUGUGUCUCCGUACUUGGUAGAGGCCACUUCGGAAAGGUGCUGCUGGCAGAAUACAAGAGAACAGGGAAGUUGUACGCCAUUAAAGCCCUGAAGAAAGGGGAUGUAGUGACGCGCGAUGAAGUUGACAGUUUGAUGUGCGAGAAGAGGAUUUUUGAGACCAUUAAUGCGUCCAGUCACCCAUUUCUGGUGAAUUUGCAUGGUUGCUUCCAGACGUGUGAUCACGUGUGCUUUGUUAUGGAGUACUCGCCUGGGGGAGACCUGAUGACCCACAUACACAACAGCAUCUUCACUGAGCGGCAGACCCGGUUUUAUUCAGCCUGUGUACUUCUGGGUCUUGAGUUUCUGCAUCAAAACAAAAUUGUUUAUCGGGACUUAAAGUUGGACAAUCUGUUAAUGGAUGCCGAUGGCUUUGUGAGAAUAGCAGAUUUUGGUCUUUGCAAAGAAGGUAUGGGGCACGGUGACCGUACAUCUACAUUCUGUGGCACCCCAGAGUUCCUGGCCCCUGAGGUUUUGACAGACAGCACCUACACACGUGCUGUGGACUGGUGGGGCCUUGGAGUGCUUAUCUAUGAGAUGUUGGUGGGAGAGUCUCCUUUCCCAGGAGAUGAUGAAGAGGAAGUGUUUGACAGCAUAGUGAAUGAUGAAGUGCGCUACCCCAGGUUUCUCUCUCCAGAGUCAGUCUCUAUAAUCCAGAAGCUGCUGCAGAAAAACCCAGAGAAAAGACUAGGCGCUGGAGAGCAGGAUGCUAAUGAAGUGAAAAGACACAGGUUCUUUCAGGGAGUGGAUUGGGAAGCCCUGUUAGCCAAGCGAAUCAAACCUCCAUUCCUGCCCACAAUCAAAACAGAUGCGGACGUGAGUAAUUUUGACGAGGAGUUCACACGCCAGAAGCCCGUGCUCAGCCCUCCGCAAACGCCCUUGUUUCUCACAGCCGAGCAGCAGGAGAUAUUUGCAGACUUUGACUUCUCCUCACUGCACUGACUGCCUGGGACUUGAAGGAUAAGCAGUUCUGACAUAUCGAGGCUCUGUUUCCUAUCCUGCUUGUGCUCCCUUUUUUUUAAUUCUCUCUGUCUCUCUAACUACCUACCUACCUAUGCAGCAAAACCAAGUAAAGUUGGCUCAGUGUUACCCUUUAAACUCUCUUUGUGCUGUCAUGCAACUUGAGCUACACCUGAGUUCCUUCCAAAGCCAAUACAGACCUGCUCUGAAGAGAGAAAGAAGGUGGAGCAGUGCCUGCAAUGACUCGCAUAUUACCAGAACACUGCUACUCUGUCUCAAGAAUAGAGGACCCGUUAUCACUGUGAGUAAGCUAAGCUUUUACCUGCCCUGCAGUGCUCCUGAUUGGUUGGUUAUGUGUAGGUGUGGAUGUGUUUAGCCUCUGUCUUGUACUGUUUAUUGUCUGCACACUUUUGUAAUAGGAAGCCUCCAGUUGCCCCCCCCCAGUUCAUGUACAUUUGUGCAGCAUUGUCAGUGGUCUCCCAGCUUAGUACAACUUUGAAGUAGGCGUGGUGAUGUAUCAUGAUACUUCACCAUUUACGUGUCAUGUUUCAUUUUUCUGAGGUUUUAGAAGUUGGACCACUGGGAAAAAAAAAAACGGUACUGGAAAAAACAGUGGUAUAAAAAAGAAACUAUUGAUUCAUAUUAUUGAGCGAUUUGCAUACUGCGCUGCAGGCCUAACUAUGCUCUUUGUAAUGAAACAUGCAGCUGCUCAGUGGUCCUUAAGUACUGACGAUAUCUAUGAUAUCGUGACAUUUAUCCCAAUAACACAAUUUGCCCAGCCCUACUUUGAGGCAUUCUUGCACUGAAACUGAACAGAUAAGGAUUGUGUGAACAAAUAGCGAUUGAGAUGGUGUCCUUGUCUGGACCUCCACUUUUAAGGAUGUACCAACGAAUGCAACUCUAAACUGUAUAUGCACCUUGAAACAAUGAGAUGGAAGCAACUAAAUGAUGAUGGUGACCAAAUGCUUGUUAAAAUGGUAGAUCGAAUGCUUGGAAAUUAAGCUCCUAGAAACUCUGGUUUGUCUGUACGCUGUGUACUGUAUCUGUGUCAAAGGUCUGUAAUUGAAUACGUGACCUGGCAGAGCUCGUGGAUCAAGACUCGUCUCUCAACUGGCUUUGAUCCACAUCAUUUUCCAAAUGAAAGCAGUGCUGGACCUGGUUGCCUUCUUUGAUCUGAUCCAGAAGCCUUCACUUAUUUUAAAAGUAAUAUCAAUGUUAACAAGGUAGAGAUGGUCUUGGACCAGGAAGACAACUUACCAGCACUAAAAUGACCCCACCCUGCCUGUCUGUCUGUUGUCUGUGCACUAGCUUAUUGUGAUAGACCUCAAGUUUAAAGGUACAAUAGGUAUUUUUUUUUAUAUUCAGUUUGU
Molecule: messenger RNA, 4532 nt
Organism: Colossoma macropomum (tambaqui)
Lineage: Eukaryota; Metazoa; Chordata; Actinopteri; Characiformes; Serrasalmidae
Gene: pkn3
Product: protein kinase N3
Exons: 22
Coding region: 286-3144 (952 amino acids)
Biological process (GO): protein phosphorylation; signal transduction
Molecular function (GO): small GTPase binding; ATP binding; protein serine/threonine kinase activity
Source: RefSeq, a predicted model, not a curated record